UAAAGGCAACCCUGCUGCCAGUUCUUUAAUGUUAUUUUACUGGGAAAUUCUUAACACUGUGGGCAUUUAACUUCCAUUAGGCUCACAAAUAGCUUAGGCUACUAAAAAUCCCAUUAUUGAAAUGCUUCAUUGAAUUUUCAAUAGAGUAAUUCCUUUUUUUUUUUUCUCUGAAAGGAGUUUGGCUGCAGUCUUGGGAUGUGUUUUGUACUUAAUUGCCCUCCUCCUCCUGAAGUAAAGCUUCACCCUGAGGGUUAAGCAGCAUGUGACUGGCUCAGCAGAGAGGAAGGAGGGGUACUUUGGAGAAAACUCCCAAAGAAUUUAAGUCUGUGAAACUCUUGGGCCUUACCCACUUUAUGUAUUCGACUUGUGAAGUGAAACCUUUGCGUAAUGUGGCCACUUACAUUCAUUAGUUUCCUGUUGUGUUUCGUACCCACCUAUCAACAGUUCCCUCGUCUGUGUGCCACCCAGGAGGCCUUGCGAGCGAAGGAGUGCUGCCCGGCCUGGGAGGGCGACGGCUCGGCUUGCGGAGCCAGCUCGGGUCGGGGUUUCUGCCAGGAUGUGGAGGUGUCUGACCAGCCCGACGGGCCGCAGUACCCUUUCUCCGGGUUGGACGACAGGGAGAAGUGGCCCCUUGUUUUCUACAACCGGACUUGCCAGUGCGCAGGCAACUUCAUGGGGUUCAACUGCGCCGACUGUAAGUUCGGCUACUUCGGAGUGAACUGCAAUGAGAGGAGAGAGUCCCUCAGGAGGAAUAUCUUCCACCUGUCCAGGGCCGAGAGGAUCCGCUUCGUGUCCUACCUGAACUUGGCCAAGCAGACGACCAGCAGGGACUACGUGGUGGCCACCGGGACCUACCGGGAGAUGGAGAACGGCUCCAACCCGAUGUUCGCCGACGUGUCUUCGUAUGAUGUGUUUGUGUGGUUGCAUUACUACGUGUCCAGGAACGCGCUGCUGCUGCUAGGCGACGGGUUGCCUGGGAACGUGUGGACGGAUGUGGACUUCGCGCACUGGGCGCCCGCGUUCCUGCCGUGGCACCGCGCGUACCUGCUGCACUGGGAGCACGAGAUCAGGAAGCUGAGUGGAGAUAUGAGCUUCAGCAUCCCGUACUGGGACUGGAGGGAUGCGCAGGGGUGUGACGUGUGCACGGACGAGCUGAUGGGAGACCGGAGUCCACAGGAUCCGAGUCUGCUCAGUCCAGGAUCCGUCUUCUCUUCUUGGAGGAUACUGUGCUCCCGAGCAGAGGACUACAAUGACAGAGGUGUGUUGUGUGAUGCCGGGCCAGAAGGCCCAUUGCGUCGUAACCCUGGAAACCAAAAUCGGAACGUGGUUCAACGCUUACCAACUUCAGCAGAGGUGGAGUUCACUCUCAGUCUGACCAACUAUGACACCGGAGCCAUGGACCGCGGCGCCAACAUGAGCUUCAGGAACACUCUGGAAGGAUUCGGGGAUCCUCAGACUGGGUUAGGAAACAGCGCUCGUAUGGGCAUGCAUGCUGCUCUCCACGUGUUCAUGAACGGAUCCAUGUCGUCAGUGCAGGGCUCAGCAAAUGACCCCAUAUUCCUUCUCCACCACGCUUUUAUUGACAGCAUUUAUGAGCAGUGGCUCAGGAGGCACAGACCGUCUCCAUCACAGUAUCCAGACUCUGAUGCUCCUAUAGGGCACAACAGUGAAUACCACAUGGUGCCCUUCCUGCCCCUCCACAGAAACAGAGACUUCUUCAUCUCCAGCAAGGACCUGGGAUACGAAUAUUCCUAUCUACUAGGUGCUAACCAGAGGCUAGCAGAGUCCAUGCGUCCCUACCUGGAGGAACUGCAGGAUGUGUGGCCCUGGCUGCUGCUUGCAGGGCUCUGUGGAGGUAUUGUGGCAGUGACCAUAGCUGCUGCCGUCCUAAUCGCAAAACGGCGGUACGGCGGGACGCCAUGGCUGCAUGUGAGCAAGUGGAAAAACGUAUUUGCUCUCCCAGAAAGGCAGCCACUUCUCUUGGGCAGUGACAAGAAGGAAACCAAACAGCAUAACUACCAAACAGCUAUCUGAAGGCACAGCCAGGAUACAUUAUAUUGACUAAUUGUAAUCACUGUUAAUGGCAAUGUAUUUAAACUGUAUUAAAAGAGUAAAAGAACUGUG
Molecule: messenger RNA, 2124 nt
Organism: Sebastes umbrosus (honeycomb rockfish)
Lineage: Eukaryota; Metazoa; Chordata; Actinopteri; Perciformes; Sebastidae
Product: tyrosinase-like
Exons: 5
Coding region: 388-2034 (548 amino acids)
Biological process (GO): melanin biosynthetic process; pigmentation
Molecular function (GO): tyrosinase activity
Source: RefSeq, a predicted model, not a curated record